AACAACUUAAAACAAAUAUCCCAAAGCAAAAUAUGAAACAUUAAUAACGUUUAUUGCAAAUGCAGUUUUGACGAUGCGUUUCUGUCGCGUGCUAAGGCGGCGAAAUUUAAUUAAAUUAGAACUUAACGAAACAUAAGAGGAAAUGAUGAAUCCAUACAACAGCACGUUCUAUUGCGUUUGUUUAAUUAUAAAAGAUGAGAGGUUGAAGAUAAACUUCAUCAUUUAAAGAGAAAGAUUGAAUCUAUCGAUUGCAACACGCAGACGCGCGCAACUUGGACACCUGUGUGAUGUAUCAAAGGGAAUGAUGUUUCGCGAAGAGCGAUAUAUCCUUUUAAUUUUCGUUGCAAUUCUUCACUGUGCAUUUUCGAAUGACGAUGCGAUUAAGAAUGCAAGUGAGAAGAGACACGGCGGUACGAAUGAUUAUGAGAUGUGCCUUGAGAGCUUUGACAUUCACAGAGACAAAAUCAUCAAGACUCAGGACUCCCGUGACAUGGGUGCCAAGUACUUGAGUGUAUUAGACGUGGAUUCCAGAUUAGAUUGCUUGAAAUACUGCUGCGAGACCGAGCGGUGCGACGUAUUUAUCUUCGAAGAAAAAAAACCUGGAAGCUGCUACCUUUUUCAAUGUGGACCAUUACAUGACUUCAAGUGCAAAUUUACGUGGCACGCCAAUUACACUAGUGCUGUACGCACCAAUUAUCCCACACAGAAUGUAGGACAAUUGAAAGAAGUUAGAAUAUCUCAACAAGAACAUGAAUUAAAGUCACUUAGAAAAAAUAAUGAAGUUACGCAGGAUUAUGGAUUCACAGAGGUUCCUGUCAAGCCCAUAGUCACACAAGCACCAAAAGUAAUAAUAACAACUACACUUGCGCCAGUUAAACCAGCUUGCACCAGAAAUCAAUACGAGUGUCGUUCAUCCGGAGACUGCAUAGCUAUAUACAACGUUUGCGACGGCAUCCCGCAGUGCGCGGAUGGCUCCGACGAAGCAGCCGAUCUUAUAUGUCCCACGGAGAAACCGACGGUCCCUCCGAUCAUACAGGUGCCGCAUCCGCCUGCCGACAUUCUGAGAUAUCAGCAAAUAAUCGAUCAGCACAAGCCCCUUGCUUCGUUCUAUCCUGCCGCACCGGAGAUCAAUCCUAAAACUUGGGAGAUACCGAAUCUCGUUCAUCAAAUACCACAGCCACAAAGUAUUCUGUAUCCAGGUCAAUCGGUAGAGAUGCCGCAAAUGCGUAAGAAUUACGGAUCACCGGGAUAUCAGUGGGAUUAUCAGCCGUUGUAUGAGCAAAACAAGGAUCCGUACGUUCCUGUUAACAACUUCCGCGAACCAAAUAUAAAUCCCUAUGAACAACAACCACAUAUAUUUAAUCAUAAAGGUACAAGCGUCAUAGAAAACAAUGAAGCAGACAGGGGGCUGUACGUGGAUCCCAAGCAUGCAUACACCUCACACUUUCCGUCACCAAACAAGGCAGCGUGGCAAGAGAAUCCAGUGCAACCCUCGCCAUCCGUCGCACCAAGUUUUCAACACAAGCAACUCAGUGAUGUAGAAAAUCCUACAAAAAUUACGACAACACCCGCCUGUGAUACUUCCGAGGAGCAUAAAGAUGAGUUGACGCAGAAUAAAGAACCUGUAAAGAAAGAAGAGAAACCUGUUACGCAUCUGACACAUGCGAAGGCAGUCAAACAAGUCACUGAAAAACCAACUCCAUCAACAAGCGUCGUUUCCAAGCAUAAUGCGAAAGAACAAAAAGACCAUGAUCGUAAAAAUGUGAUUAUAAUCGAGAAGCAUGUGAGACCGCACGAGAAAACCGACAUUGUCGCAGAACAUCUUCAAAUAAUAGAAAAUGACGUUUUGAGGCCGAAAGGUGCGGUAGUGUCAUUGUCAUUGGGAUUAAUAGCAACCGCGAUCACGGCUGCUUUAAUUGUUUGCCGUUUACGUGUGGUGAAACGGCGUGGAAGAUGCGGGCAUGGACCUUACGCGCACGAUGCCGAUUAUUUGGUAAAUGGAAUGUAUUUAUAAAUGAACAUACGAAGGUGAGUCGCGUUUAAAUCUAGUACCAAUCUAGUCAUUCAAAUACGCCUAUCAUAUUUUCAUACCACGUUGUAUACUUAUGUCUAUGCUAGACUAGUAAAAUCUCAAGAGAUUUGUAAUAUUCCCUAAAAAUAUAAAAAGAAAUUUCACGUCAUGACACGCUCGUUUGCGUUAUAUAAAGUUGCACGUGUUUUUUGUGCCUGUGAUUAGUAAUAAUAGCAUUUUAAUAUGAAAAUACGAUAAUUUUUAAAACGAUCAAACUAAUUGAUUUCUUUAUAUAUCCAUUAAAUUUACUCUUAUCUAUAUAAAUUGUUGCAUAUUGUCAGGUAAAGAAUAUAUGUACAUAUAUUAUUGUAUAUAAAAUGUGUCUGUUAUGCUUUGUAAGUACCAUGUAGAAAUAUUUACUAAAAAAACGAAACAUCUAUUAUUAUAAUAUAAAGUUCAUUAUAUAAACUUAAAUUCUAUCACUUUUUAUGUAUUUCAAUUGAACAACAAUAAGAACUAAUAAAUAAUUGACCGUUUAUUUGUUAACAGAGCACGGAGGUUUUCUAUAAAACACUCUUCUAAAAAUAGUCUUCUAUUAUAUCAAAAAAAAAAAACCCAGUUUAAUAACACUAAAAUGAG
This is a messenger RNA of Linepithema humile (Argentine ant), 2650 nucleotides long. RefSeq lists its product as uncharacterized. NCBI's taxonomy places the organism in Eukaryota, Metazoa, Arthropoda, Insecta, Hymenoptera, Formicidae. Gene Ontology annotation, molecular function: protein binding. The record is from RefSeq and is a predicted model, not a curated record.